ACACAAACAGCAGUGCCACAGAUGCCCCACAGUACUGCUAGAGCCCCACGCCGGCCAGGAAUCUGUCCGAGCCUGUGGACACCCUCCUCUCUCCCCGCAGCGGGACUCGCAGGGGUCACGAACUCCCCAACUGUUGCUGGGAGUCGGAGGCGGCCUGCUGGCCCCUGGCGGGCGCGCCCCCGUUGAGGCUUAGCGUCCCCAUCUGUAAAAUGGGGACAGCUGUGUGUCUGUGGAGAUCUAAGGAGUCCUGCCAGGCUGAGAACCCUCGAUCCUGCUGUUUGAAUUCCAGAGUCGCGGCGGACAGCACGGCGCUGCGGCCUCAGCAUGGUGGCGCGUGGAGGUAAAGCGAAAAAGGGGACGCCCCGCGCCUCUUUUCCAUCCUGGAUAGGGGUUGGGGGUGGUGCCUGGCGCGGAGGCGGUGCGCUCGGGGGCGGCGACGACCCUCCAGCGCCACCGCGUGGCUGGACGGGGCUUGGGCCGCCCGCCCAGAAGAGACGAGGGAGCCGCAGCCUCGCCACUGCCACGAAACCAGAACCACGACGACUGCAAGUAUUUAUGAAGGUAGCAGCCACGAACGCCGGCGCUGGGUGAACUGGGGUAAUAUGAGCCUGAGAAAGUCUGUUCUCCAGUACCUGCUGCUGAUCUGUUUCAGCCAACAAGAAACACCAUGAAAUUGGAAUUCACCGAGAAAAACUACAACAGCUUCGUGCUGCAGAACCUGAAUAGACAGAGGAAACGCAAAGAGUACUGGGACAUGGCCCUGAGCGUGGACCACCACGUCUUCUUCGCACAUCGCAACGUGCUGGCUGCUGUCUCCCCGCUAGUGAGGAGCCUCAUCUCCAGCAAUGACAUGAAGACCACCGAUGAGCUCUUCAUCACCAUUGACUCUAGUUACCUGAGCCCAGUCACAGUGGACCAGCUCCUGGACUACUUCUAUAGUGGCAAGGUGGUGAUCUCUGAGCAAAACGUGGAGGAGCUGCUUCGUGCGGCUCAGUAUUUCAACACACCACGCCUUCGAAUUCACUGUAAUGACUUCCUUAUUAAGUCCAUCCGCCGUGCCAACUGCUUGCGCUACCUAUUCUUGGCCGAGCUAUUUGAGCUCAAAGAGGUAUCAGACUUAGCUUACUCUGGCAUUCGUGACAACUUCCACUACUGGGCCAGUCCUGAGGGCUCCAUGCACUUCAUGCGCUGUCCCCCUGUUAUCUUUGGCCGCCUGCUCCGUGAUGAAAACCUUCACGUACUCAAUGAGGACCAGGCUCUCAGCGCACUCAUCAAUUGGGUAUAUUUCCGGAAGGAGGAACGGGAGAAGUAUUUCAAGAAGUUCUUCAAUUACAUCAGUCUCAAUGCUGUCUCCAACAAGACAUUGGUGUUUGCCAGCAACAAGCUGAUGGGCAUGGAGAACACCUCAUCCCAUGCAACACUGAUUGAGAGUGUCCUGAUGGACCGUAAGCAGGAGCGGCCAUGCAGCCUGCUGGUCUACCAGCGGAAAGGGGCCCUGCUCGAUUCAGUGGUCAUCCUCGGUGGCCAGAAGGCCCAUGGCCAGUUCAACGAUGGAGUGUUUGCCUAUAUCAUCCAGGAGAACCUGUGGAUAAAGCUCUCUGACAUGCCUUAUCGGGCGGCAGCACUUAGUGCCACCUCUGCUGGUCGCUACAUCUACAUCUCUGGUGGCACCACUGAGCAGAUUUCAGGGCUGAAGACGGCCUGGCGGUAUGACAUGGAUGACAACUCCUGGACCAAGUUGCCCGACCUGCCCAUCGGGCUUGUCUUCCACACCAUGGUGACCUGCGGGGGGACAGUGUAUUCAGUGGGCGGGAGCAUUGCCCCAAGGCGGUAUGUCUCCAACAUAUAUCGCUAUGAUGAGCGGAAGGAAGUCUGGUGCCUGGCAGGGAAGAUGAGCAUCCCCAUGGAUGGCACCGCCGUGAUCACGAAAGGCGACCGGCAUCUGUACAUUGUCACUGGACGGUGCUUGGUGAAAGGUUAUAUCUCCCGGGUCGGGGUAGUGGACUGCUUUGACACCAACACCGGGGAUGUGGUCCAGUGUAUCACUUUCCCCAUUGAGUUCAACCACCGGCCCCUGCUCUCUUUCCAACAAGACAACAUCCUCUGCGUGCACAGCCACCGGCAGAGCGUGGAAAUCAAUCUGCAGAAGGUAAAGGCCAGCAAGACAACCACCUCAGUGCCUCUCUUGCCCAACAACUGCCCUUUGGAUGUGUCCCAUGCUAUAUGCUCCAUUGGAGACAACAAGGUGUUUGUAUGUGGGGGUGUCACCACCGCCAGCGACGUCCAGACAAAGGACUACACCAUCAAUCCAAAUGCCUUCUUGCUGGACCAAAAGACAGGCGAGUGGAAGACCCUGGCUCCCCCACCAGAGGCACUGGACUGUCCUGCCUGCUGUCUAGCCAAGCUACCUUGCAAGAUUCUUCAAAGAAUUUAAACAACAUUUUAAGUGGGAGAAUAAGUAAAUGCAUUAUUAUUCACAAUUUAAUGAGAAAGAGAGGAA
Messenger RNA from Saimiri boliviensis boliviensis (Bolivian squirrel monkey), 2500 nucleotides. RefSeq names its product calicin (gene CCIN). Gene Ontology annotation, molecular function: protein binding. NCBI's taxonomy places the organism in Eukaryota, Metazoa, Chordata, Mammalia, Primates, Cebidae. The record is from RefSeq and is a predicted model, not a curated record.